AUGGCGACAAAGUCAACCCGAAGCAGUGAUAAUAUAUGGUUAAUAGGACAUGCCAAUGAAAUUAUAUCUGGUGCCCGUCUACCUUCAGGUCGUGAUGUGAUGCGCAAUUUUGUGUUUUACCAUCGGUCUCAAAAGCUUACAAUUCGGGAUAGUGCCGAACUGGUGCAUAAUCAGCUAGUGCCCUUCUGGAUAAAGUCUAGACUUCCCAUCAGGCAAAAAUAUCAUAUUAUUAAAAAAAUAAAGGAAUUUUAUGAAGAACACGUCCGUCUAAUGAAGCAUAAAACAAGAAAUAACCCGACCGACCAAAAAAACCAGCAAAAAUUCAUUGAUAAGUUGGAAAAACUGUUCGACAUUAGUCACGCCAACAGUCAACAGCUGAUUAAAAAUGAAGGGGACCGACAGUUUUUAAAGUUGCAGCAAGAGUCCAGAACUGGUUCUAUCGGGCCUGUGGACAAGAAACUUGCUAAACAGGAGAUACGGUCUGCUCUGCGUAAAGAGCGAUUUAAUCAACGCCUAACCGCUCUUGUAAGUCACCAACAAUCUCAAUCAGCUUCAACGUCAAAAGCAAACAUGUCUAAAGAUAAUGGAGAAGAUAAUGUUUCUGAGAUUUCAAACUCUUCGGCCAUGGAUGGCAAAAAUAGCAUUGAAAAUAAAUCCGAAGUUGAAUUUGUUGCUUCGGCAUGCAAAACCACUAAAACCAGUAAACCCGUUGAACGGAAACGUAUUAUAUCUUCAAAAGUUUCAGCUGUGCUGGACCGGACUAAUACCAGUAUCAGAAAGUCUACAAUGAUUUUGGCGUCUGUAAUUAAUGAGGCAGGAUGUUCUACUUCUUCUGCAGUUCUUUCAAAGAGUACCGUCCACCGACGACAGAAACGUCGUCGUGAAGCUGCACAGAUAAUUAAAGACAAUUAUCAGGCCACCAAAUCAGUUGUUCACUGGGAUGGUAAACUGUUAGCAGAUGUGACUGGCGAUGAUAAAGUAGAACGUCUACCUGUUCUAGUUUCCUCUUUAGUUGAAAGUACAACUAAACUUCUUGGUGUUCCGAAGUUAACAUCUGGUUCUGGCCAAGCAGCAGCUGAGGCAGUACAUGAACUGUUGCAGUCUUGGAACUGCGAUUCUGUGGUCUUCGGUAUGUGCUUCGACACGACUGCUUCGAACACAGGAAGAUUGAAUGGAGCCUGUACAAUUCUAGAGCACCUCAUUGGGAGAAAUUUGCUGAGGAUGGCUUGCCGACACCACAUGUUCGAAGUGCUUCUUUCAGAUGCCUUUAACGUGUGUUUUGGUCCGUCUACUGGUCCAGAUAUUAUUUUUUUAAAGAGAUUUCGGGACAGUUGGUCUAAGCUCAACCAUGACUAUAAUCGACAAGAAACUCCUUUAAUAUCUACGUCAGAGCUUCAGAAAAAAUUUAUAUCUAAAAAAUUAAAAGAGAACCAUCCUCGAGACGACUACAAGGAGCUUCUUACCCUUGCAGGUUUAUUGAUUGGACUGAAUAUCGCAUCUACUUCAAUUCUGAAGCCAGGUGCACUUCAUAGAGCUCGCUGGAUGGCAAAGGCAAUUUAUUGUAUGAAAAUCGAACUACUGCUAGAUCUUGAAGAAAACCAAACUGCAUUUCGCGUGACAGCUUAUGAACUCCAAGGACUUAAACGAUUUAACCGAUUUGUUGUCUGCGUUUACAUUGAGUCUUGGUUUACAAGUACAUCUGCAGCUGACGCACCCAGGAACGAUAUUAUGUUGAUUCAAAGACUCCAAAAUUAUAGCGAUGAAAAAUUAAGAACUGUUGGUCUCAAAAUGAUGCAGCGCCAUUCUUGGUACCUAAUCCCAGAGCUAGCAACGCUUGUUCUUUUCUCUGAACAUAUGUCUCCUGAAGACAAAUCACACAUUGUGCAACAUAAUCUCCAAUCAGAACGAGGCUCGCACUUGCUAAAGUCACUUCCACAUACAGUUCGCGAUAUAAAAAUUUCUCGCAGCUUUUUUCAAGUUCUUGGUAUAGAAGACAGUUUUCUUAGUGCACCCGUUGAAACUUGGCCCAAAACUCUGACAUUCAAGAAAGCUGCAGAUUUAGUUAAAAACCUGCCUUGUGUGAACGACUGCGCUGAUUCAGACAUUCAAUGA
This is a messenger RNA of Brassicogethes aeneus, 2112 nucleotides long. Lineage: Eukaryota; Metazoa; Arthropoda; Insecta; Coleoptera; Nitidulidae. The record is from the annotation of a GenBank genome assembly.